Equus quagga is the source of this 2471-nucleotide messenger RNA. It is a transcript of the gene MATCAP1, whose product is annotated as microtubule associated tyrosine carboxypeptidase 1. The record is from RefSeq and is a predicted model, not a curated record. Lineage: Eukaryota; Metazoa; Chordata; Mammalia; Perissodactyla; Equidae. Bases 184 to 1599 code for a protein of 471 amino acids. The transcript has 7 exons.
GAGAUGUAGGAGAGAGGAGAAAUGCUGGAAUUGUGUCCCUGAGCAGGCAAGGGAGUUAGGAGCUGGAGCCUUCGAUCAGUCUCUGGGGAGAGGCUUCACUGGACUGAGCCCAGGUACAGAGUCAAGGAAGUCGACAUUGUGGGGAGUUGGAGUGACCCGUCUGGAUGUGACCCCCAGGACAGAAUGGUGCUGGACUCAGGGGCUCAGGUGUAUGAGCAGGCACCCCCCAGCCCACCAGCCAGUCCCGCAUCCUUGGGACAUAGGCUGAAGCCCUCAGACCAAGAUGGGAGACUGCUGUACCCCUGGCCUCGGUCCCUGGCCUUGCCCCUGGCUCUAUCAGUCCCCUCAGCCCUGCGGCCCCGGCCUGAGCUGCAGCCCUUCUCAGAGCUGCACUUGGGCCACCGUGGCCACAUGCGUCGCAGUGAGAGCACCUACACCGUAAAUAGUACUGGCCGGCGGGGGGGCAGCACCCAGGGUCGGGCCCCACCUAGACGGGGACAGGACCCAGGUAGGGGCACCCUGCGGUCUGCAGCCUCUCUGCCUCACAUUGCUAAGACUCGAAAAGAUGCAGGCCGUGGUGCCAGAAGGAGCCCCUGCAUGUUGGUGGCCCUGCGGCCAACCAACAUGGACCGUGAGCGGGACAAGUUCUUCCAGUCCCAUUACACCUACAACCCACAGUUCGAGUACCAGGAGCCCAUGCCCACGGCUGUGCUGGAGAAGUACUGUGAGGCUUCUGGACAGUUCAUCCAUCAGGCCGUUGGCAUCAUCGAGGCUGUCCUGGAGAAGUUUGGUACCUAUGAACACUUUGAGGCUGCGACUGGGGGCCAGCUGCUGACCAAGUGCCAGAUCUGGUCCAUUGUGCGCAAAUACAUGCAGAAGGAGGGCUGCGUCGGGGAGGUUGUGGUGCAGCUGAGUGAGGACCUGCUGUCCCAGGCAGUGAUGAUGGUGGAGAACAGUCGACCAACACUGGCCAUCAACCUGACCGGAGCCCGCCAGUAUUGGCUGGAGGGCAUGCUACGGCAUGAGAUAGGCACCCACUACCUGCGGGGCGUGAACAACGCGCGGCAGCCCUGGCACAGCGCCGAGGGCCGCCUGCAGUACGGGCUGCGGCCGGCGAACCCCACCGAGGAGGGCCUGGCCAGCCUGCACAGCGUGCUGUUCCGGAAGCAGCCCUUCCUCUGGCGCGCUGCGCUGCUCUACUACACCAUCCACCGAGCCGCGCGCAUGUCCUUCCGCCAGCUCUUCCAGGACCUGGCGCGCUACGUGCAGGACGCUGACGUGCGCUGGGAGUACUGCGUGCGCGCCAAGCGCGGCCAGACCGAUACCUCGCUGCCAGGCUGCUUCAGCAAGGACCAGGUGUACCUGGACGGCAUCGUGCGCAUUCUGCGGCACCGCCAGACCAUUGAUUUCCCACUGCUGACCUCUCUGGGCAAGGUGUCCUAUGAGGAUGUUGACCACCUGCGGCCCCAUGGGGUGCUGGACAAUACCCGGGUGCCCCACUUCAUGCAGGACUUGGCACGCUAUCAGCAGCAGCUGGAACACAUCAUGGCCACCAACCGGCUGGAUGAGGCGGAGCUGGGCCGCCUUCUGCCUGACUGACGCAGAGGCCCUGGACAGAGGGUUCCAGAUCAGCCCCCAGAACAUGAAGCUGGCUCCUGUGUGCUUCCCUGGCCUGGGUGUUUCUUGGGGAACUGGGAGGGCAGGAACAGCUCAGGAGGGAGGAAUGGCAACAUCAGAGGGUUUGUGUCCCUCGCUAGCCUCUUUGGGGCCUGGGGACCAGCAGCAGCAUAUCAGGCAAACUGAGUCUGUCCUCCUGCCUCCAGGUCUCUGUUGAGCAGAGGGGAAGCCUGAGGGCAGGGGGGAAGCUGAGCAUGCGUGGGGAUGGCGGGUGGUUUGGGAGUAGAAACUUGUUCUUGCAUGGGAUGGCUUUGAGUGUCUGCGUACUCCAGUCUCUCCCUUCCCUCACCUGGUCCCUUGGUGCUCCUUCAGCUUUCAUGCUGUCUACCUCUCACUGGGUCCUGGUGGGGAUCUCCUUUCUCCUGGGUUGAUUGCCUGAGCCUGAGGUCCUGGCUUUCACACAGACUCAAGGGGCAAGGGUUCUGGUAGUAGAGACCCAGCUGGGCUGGGGUUUACUUUCCAGCCUUUUGCUUCUCCCGCUGGUUGUAUAUUUAUUCCCUAUUUAUGUGCUCUACUUCCUGGGGCUGGGAGGCAGCAGCUCCUGAAGGGUCGAUGGAGAGAACAGGGCUCCUCUGGAAGGGACCAAUUGUUCCUACCCCCAGUCUCAUUUCUCACACACACGCAGUCCUUCAGGCUUUGUGAGUCAAGCCUAAGAGCUCACCUGGCCCUGCACCCACCCACCCCCUCCACUGGCCUCUGUUAUUCUUGUCCUUGCCCACACUCUCAUAGCUGGUCUCUGGCAGAGGUUGGCAUAGCCUGGCGGUAGCCACAAUCCAAUGGAGUCUGAGGGGCAG